Molecule: messenger RNA, 1631 nt
Organism: Polychytrium aggregatum
Lineage: Eukaryota; Fungi; Chytridiomycota; Chytridiomycetes; Polychytriales
Exons: 3
Coding region: 44-1432 (462 amino acids)
Cellular component (GO): nucleus
Molecular function (GO): nucleic acid binding
Source: RefSeq, a predicted model, not a curated record
CUUGCCUCCAAGCCGAGCCGGCUUGGCCUUGAUCUGCUCGCCAAUGUUCCUCAAUAAGACCCUGAGGCUGCCGACAAGACUCUCGGCCGUCGUCUUCAUUCCUCUGCCCUUGCCUUGCCGACCUGCCGCAUCUCAGUCGUUACUGACCGGAGCCCUGCUGUCCACUUCGUCUCUGCGGGCCUCCGCGACCUUCAGUUCCAGAUCAAUCCCAGCAUCAGCCCCGGCGACACCGCCGUCAUCAAGCACCAAAGCGUCAUCAGCACCAUCUUCAUCGUCCGAAUCAGCACAUCCAAUGGCGCCGUUCUGCUCUCUCCAUUUCCUCGAGAAACACCUCACCGUCAAUCUCGACCGGGCGCUCGCUGGCCUCGUUCGCAAGUUCUUCGUCGAGCCCGAUGUCUUUCAACGCCUCGGAUCGCUUGAAUACUACAUUGGCAUUGCUCCGUCGUUCGAUUCUCAGUCGCCAAAGGGACUCUCCCUCCUCGUCUCGGCACAGGCCUGGCCGACAAUCCUUGCAGAGCUGGAGCGCUAUAUCCAAAACGAAAAGAAGAUGCCGCUGCUGCUUCAUGCACCGGCUCCCCUCGAGUACCUUGCGUACACACACGUCGAGCCGAUUGCCAUCCAGGACGCCAGCGAUUACAAGGCCUUUCUGAAGAAACAGAGGGACCACAAGCGGCAAAUCAAGUCUGCCGAGAGUGCUCGGCACUCCAAGCGCUCGCUGGAUCUCGCGGCCGCGAGGGCUGUGUCAGACAGCGGAACACUGUUUCUCGCCCUGGAUAUUGAGAACUAUGAGCGGGACCAGAACAUCGUGCUGGAGAUCGGAUGGACCAUCUGGGACCCGUCCAUCUACGCACCGUGGAGCUCGGUCGAAGCGGACUCACGAUCCGGCUUCGUGCCUCAAUCGUCGACCCCGUCAUCGGCAUCGGCAUCGACAUCGACAUCGACAUUGGCCUCAGGUGCAGGAUCGCCACCGGCCGAUCUGCAGUGGUCAAAGGUGCUUCCCAAGGGCGUCAUCGCCAAGCAUUUCUUGAUCAAGGAAAACAGACAUCUUUCCAACGGCACGUUUGUCCCGGACAACCGCUAUCGCUAUUCCUUUGGAACAACCCAAUUCCAGUCUCUGAGGAAAGUAUGCGAGGAACUGCGUCGGGAUCUUGCACUGCCUGGCCAGAUCGUUGUCGGGCACGCUCUGCACGGCGACGCCAAGAUGCUCGAGUCGAUCGGCAUCACCGUCGCAUCCAUGGAAUCAUACGAUACCCAGCGAGUCUACCAGGGUCUGACGGGCAAGCCCGAGGUGCUUUCGCUGACUCGCAUGGCCCAGGCCCUUGGCAUUCCCGCGCGGCACCUCCACAACGCAGGAAACGAUGCGUGCUACACGAUGCAGAUCUUCAUCACCAUCUUGACGCAGCGGCUCGGGGAAGCAGCGCGGACAUCAUAGCGGGGUCUACAUGGCCAAGGCCUUGUAGAUCCCGGAGGCAAUAGACAGCACACCCGGGGCAUGCUCGGUCGCAGUGCAUCCCGGCUAGAUCUCUGUUCCAACGGUCUUGCCGAUAUUGAUUGCGACUGCAAAGUGCUAAAUAAAGAAUAGCAGCCCAGUCUCGGACGCACCUGGUGCGUUUGGGUAUAUGUCUCAUUUC